Molecule: messenger RNA, 3525 nt
Organism: Callorhinus ursinus (northern fur seal)
Lineage: Eukaryota; Metazoa; Chordata; Mammalia; Carnivora; Otariidae
Gene: SLC1A1
Product: solute carrier family 1 member 1
Biological process (GO): L-glutamate transmembrane transport
Cellular component (GO): plasma membrane
Molecular function (GO): L-glutamate transmembrane transporter activity; L-cysteine transmembrane transporter activity; glutamate:sodium symporter activity
Source: RefSeq, a predicted model, not a curated record
AUGGGGAAGCCGGCGAGGAAGGGAUGCGACUGCAGGCGCUUCCUGAAGAACAACUGGCUGCUACUGUCCACCGUGGCCGCCGUGGUGCUAGGGAUCACCAUAGGAGUCUUGGUUCGAGAAUACAGCAAGCUCUCUAGUCUGGAGAAAUUCUACUUUGCUUUUCCCGGGGAAAUCCUAAUGAGGAUGCUGAAACUCAUCAUUUUGCCAUUAAUUAUAUCCAGCAUGAUUACAGGUGUAGCUGCGCUGGAUUCCAGUGUAUCUGGGAAAAUUGGUCUGCGUGCCGUCAUAUAUUAUUUCUGUACUACUGUCAUUGCUGUAAUUCUAGGCAUCGUGCUGGUGGUGAGCAUCAAGCCUGGCGUGUCCCAGAAAGUGGAUGAGAUUGACAGGACAGGCAGCAACCCCGAAGUCAGUACGGUGGACGCCAUGUUAGAUCUGAUCAGGAAUAUGUUCCCUGAGAAUCUUGUCCAAGCCUGUUUUCAGCAGUACAAAACCAAACGUGAAGAAGUGAAUACUCCCAGUGAGCCAGGGACGAACAUGACAGACGCACCUGUCACGGCCAUCAUGACAACUGCCAUUUCCAAGAACAAAACACAGGAAUCCAAAAUCGUAGGCAUGUAUUCGGACGGCAUAAAUGUCCUGGGCUUGGUUGUCUUCUGCCUCGUCUUUGGACUUGUCAUUGGAAAAAUGGGAGAAAAAGGGCGGAUUCUGGUGGAUUUCUUCAGUGCUCUGAGUGAUGCAACCAUGAAGAUCGUUCAGAUCAUUAUGUGUUAUAUGCCACUCGGCAUUUUGUUCCUGAUUGCCGGGAAGAUCAUAGAAGUCGAAGACUGGGAAAUAUUCCGCAAGCUGGGCCUUUACGUGGCCACCGUCCUGAGUGGACUCGCGAUCCACUCCAUCGUCAUCCUCCCACUGAUCUACUUCAUAGUCGUACGGAAGAACCCUUUCCAGUUUGCCAUGGGAAUGGCUCAGGCUCUCCUGACAGCUCUCAUGAUCUCUUCCAGUUCUGCCACACUGCCAGUCACUUUCCGCUGUGCUGAAGGAAAGAACCAGGUGGACAGGAGGAUCACCAGGUUCGUGCUGCCCGUGGGGGCUACGAUCAACAUGGACGGGACUGCCCUCUAUGAAGCAGUGGCGGCCGUGUUCAUUGCACAGUUGAACGGCCUGGACUUGGGCAUCGGGCAGAUCAUCACGAUCAGUGUCACAGCCACGGCCGCCAGCAUCGGAGCUGCCGGGGUGCCUCAGGCCGGCCUGGUGACCAUGGUGAUCGUGCUGAGUGCUGUGGGGCUACCUGCGGAGGAUGUGACCCUAAUCAUCGCCGUUGACUGGCUCCUGGACCGGUUCAGGACCAUGGUGAACGUCCUCGGUGACGCGUUUGGGACAGGCAUUGUGGAGAAGCUGUCUAAGAAGGAGCUAGAGCAGAUGGAUGUUUCAUCGGAAGUCAACAUCGUGAACCCUUUUGCCUUGGAAUCCACAAUCCUGGAUAACGAAGACUCAGAAACCAAGAAGUCCUAUGUCAACGGAGGCUUCGCCGUAGACAAGUCUGACACCAUCUCGUUCACCCAGACCUCACAGUUCUAGGAUCCCUGGCUUCACAGGACCAGGAAUGAUGAAGAACAGCUCCAUGAGAGUCAUCUCUUAGCAAGUUCAAACAUUAAAUAGCGAAGAGAAGAACACUAAUGGCCAACUGUACAUUUGAUUUGAUAUAUAGACUUCCAGAUUAUUUUCUAUAUUUGGAUUCACAGCUUUCACUCUCCGGGUUCUGGGAUUUGGGGUGGGGUAACAUGAAAGAAAAUAGAUUAAAAGGAAAGCUGGAUCCAUGUCUGGAUUGUAAAAAUUCUAUGAGAGACAAAGUUUGGAAGCAGAUGGAGUAGUAACUGUUGGAUUAGGACAUGGAUGUGAAAGAAAAAUUGCUUUCUCAUACCCAGUCCAGUGUUUUAGGUUUUUAAAAAAAAAAAAUACUCUUGUUGAUUACAAAUUUUUACUCAAGCUUUCUAUUGGCAUGGAUUUCCUUUGACCUCUCACAUUUUUCUAGAUUAGAAUACAUAUAAACACCUCUCCCCCAUCAACGUGCCAAAUUGUCCAUUUUUAACUCAUCUCCAGCCAAUUUCAAAGUAACCGCUUUGAAAGAAAACAGACCAGCACAGUUCUGCAAUCAGUGUUUUAAGCUGGGCGUGGGGUUUUGUGGGAAGGGUUCUUUCUUCAAUGUACUGUAUUGGGACACUGGUAACUAGUAACCCAGUGUUCAGUAUAGAGCUAAAUAGAUAGAUGUGUAUAUAUUUAUUAUUUUCAUAUAGGUUGCCAGAGAUCAGAAUUGAACUGUCAAUGUGAAAUAAAGAGCUCUCCUUGUACUUGAAUAAUAACUACGAUCUCAAUCCAGAUCUGCUUUGGGACUUAUCCAUACUCCUGCCUCAGGAGCACGAGAUUGAAAAAUCAUACUGUCUGAUUAUUCCACCUCUGUGUGUCAGCCUCAAAGCAGACAUGUCUUAGGGUGAUACUCCAAGGUGGCAUUGCCAUUCAUCUACAACUCCCAGGCUCUACUGCUGGGAGGGAAUCCAUAUCAGCUCUAUGUAAGAUGGUAUACAAAGGCGUCACGCACAUAAGGCUGGAUGUGUUUUUAUCCAGCUGGACGGCUUCAUUCUUCCAAGGUCAAUUAUACCCACUUAAACAUGACAGGACUUCACCCUUUUGUACCUCUCAGGGCCCAAACCACAGUGGCAGGCUACCAGCUGAGUUGUAUUUGAACAUGGGUUUGAUGGAUUGAACAAGUCACAUUGGCCAGAAGAAGCACGGUCCCUACCCUGGAUUCUUGCAGAGUUAAGUCCCACAAUAUGAGACAUUGGUUAUCAGUGGUUCAGGGAAAUUCUUCCAUUGUAUGAAAACUCGUCUCCUCCUCAAGGGGGGAUUGUUCCAACUAGUAGUCUAGUCAUCUCGGCCCUGCUCCUUACCAUCCGUUUCCUAUCAUUCUUCUGCUAAUUUAUGAAGAUAGUUUAUUAAAAAUCUGUGCUUCAGCUCUCAUCUUGUAAAUAACACAACAUAAAAACUUGUAUUUACACUGAGAUCCAAAAUAGUCCCAUUUCUGCAGUAUCGAGUAGCCAAUUUCAGCCUGUGCUUUAGUAUUUAAGAAACCAGACACUGUGCCAAAGAUCAUGGGAAAGUAAAUAAAUGUUCACUAUUGACCACCCGUACCUGAAAUCUAGAAGAGAAUGAUACUGGAUUGUUGUGCAAACACCAUAAAUAUGGACCAGUGAUUGAAUGUGAGUUUUUAAAAUGCAAAUAUCGAUGGUGUGCAUUGGAAGUCGAUCUAAAUGUCGACGCAGUUGAAUCCAUCAUUUGUCAGGGGCUGAAAUGUCUUACCCCUUGGCCUUGGCUCAGAUUUGAGGCACAAGAGCUGGCAGAGCUGUCCGUGAGCUGCAGGUCAUCCUUAUUUUGGAGCAAGUUUAUAACCAGCGUCUUAACACACUGUGCUGUUAACUCAUAAAAGAGAACAAUGUUCCAUUUCAGUCUCAAUAAAUACUUCCGUCCCUCCUC